AUGUUGUUUUCUAGUUGUUGCACUACCAGUUCACAAAGUAUUGCUGAAGUGGGACUGCCCAUAGGCACGUCUCUUUCUUUUUUCAAAUUUUUGUUGACCAGUGCAAUAUUAUCAUCCAAGUUUCUUCGAGAACGUAUUAAUCUUCUUGGUAAAAUUGGUUGCCUUCUUUGUACCCUUGGUUCAGUGGUAAUUGUCAUACAUUCUCCUGGUGAAAGUACUGUUGAAACAAUGGAAGAUUUAAGUAUAAUGUUAAGUGAUCAAUAUUUUGUGGCGUAUGUGGUGAUCAUCCUCAUUGCAGUUGUUAUCCUAGUCAUAUAUUUUGUUCCAAAGUAUGGAAAUACAAAUGUCCUGAUAUACAUAUUGAUCUGUUCUGCAAUUGGCUCAUUAUCUGUAAUGGGAUGCAAAGGACUUGGAAUUGCUUUAAGAGAGACAUUCAGUGGAGAAAAAAAUGAUUUUAAGAAUUUUGUGACCUGGUUUUGUUUAUUUUCUGUCAUUGCUUGUAUCUCAAUACAGAUGAAUUAUUUGAAUAAGGCUUUGGAUAUAUUUAAUACAUCAAUAGUGACUCCUAUCUAUUAUGUUUUCUUUACAACUUUUGUUAUAAUAGCUUCAUCCAUACUAUUCAAAGAAUGGACCAGUUUGAGUUUUGAAGAUAUACUUGGCAAUUUGAGUGGAUUUCUAACUGUGAUCUGUGCCAUAUUUUUGCUCAAUGCUUUUAAAGAUUGGGAUGUCUCACUGUCAAAUUUGAAUAAUGUUUUAAGACCAAAUGGUAUGUCUCCUGUUUCUAUGUCAUCGGAGUCAGUUGCAUCUUCUAUUAUUAUAGAUAAGCACAGAAGAGAUAGUAGUAAAAGCCAUCUUGACAGAUUAUCUUUAACAUUAAGUGAAGCUACUUAUGGCACAGUUAGUAGUCAUUCAUAUGAAGCAAAGUCUUAGUUCUACCUCACUGAGUAAGUAUUAAGGUCUUUGAUCGAUAUUAAUGAGUAUUAAGGAAGAAUUGAGAAAGGAGUUUCAUUGACAUUGUUUCAAUUGUAAAGAUAUUUUUUAGGAUAUAUAUUGUUCAGAAAUUUUUAGAUUUAUUUUUGUUUAUUUCAUAAAGUGAUUUUAAAUUAUGAAUCUUAAUUAAUAUUAAUUUAAAAUGUUGCUUAUUAUAUAUUAAGAUUGAUGGAAAUUUUCACUAUCCUGUCAAGCUAUUCUUGUUUGCACAAAAUUAGCAUGUAUUUAAAAUUUACAUAUUUAAUUAAAUUAAUAAUGAAUAAUCUACAUUAACAUUUUAUACUAUAUAUUAUAAAGUAUCUAUU
Centruroides sculpturatus (bark scorpion) is the source of this 1295-nucleotide messenger RNA. RefSeq names its product magnesium transporter NIPA2-like. NCBI's taxonomy places the organism in Eukaryota, Metazoa, Arthropoda, Arachnida, Scorpiones, Buthidae. Gene Ontology annotation, biological process: magnesium ion transport. Gene Ontology annotation, molecular function: magnesium ion transmembrane transporter activity. The record is from RefSeq and is a predicted model, not a curated record. The transcript is spliced from 3 exons. The coding region runs from base 1 to 930 and encodes 309 amino acids. Gene Ontology annotation, cellular component: membrane.